GCAAAAUAUCAUGAAUUAAUCAUGAAUUUAGAACCCAAAAUUUUAAUAAUCGAAGAAGCUGCUGAAACAGUAGAAUCACAUAUUAUCACUGCUUUAACACCAUCAAUAGAACAUUUAAUUUUGAUUGGAGAUCACAAGCAACUUCGACCAAAUAUUUCUGUCCACGAACUUGCAGAAAAACAU
Racocetra persica is the source of this 183-nucleotide messenger RNA. NCBI's taxonomy places the organism in Eukaryota, Fungi, Glomeromycota, Glomeromycetes, Diversisporales, Gigasporaceae. The record is from the annotation of a GenBank genome assembly.